Microtus oregoni (creeping vole) is the source of this 3668-nucleotide messenger RNA. RefSeq names its product PNMA family member 8A (gene Pnma8a). The transcript is spliced from 3 exons. The record is from RefSeq and is a predicted model, not a curated record. Bases 302 to 1636 code for a protein of 444 amino acids. Lineage: Eukaryota; Metazoa; Chordata; Mammalia; Rodentia; Cricetidae.
AGCAAAGUGCGCAUGAGCGCUCUUCAACGCCAACGCCAAAGCCAGGCCAGCUCGGUGGGGCUCAGGGGGAUCAAGGCCGUUUGACCCUUGUAGACUGGAGCUGGAGCCGGGCAUAGACACAACUUCUGGCUCUUUGGGGCCGGGGCCUGCUCUCCGCAAUCUAGCCUCCUGUCCUUGGCCUGCCUAGACUAUCGGAAGCGGGGGUGGCCAGAACAUCCCCGUGAACCAGCAGCGCUCCAGACAGACUCCAGGAAGGGGCCAGGGCCGAUUGCACCAUAUCCGGUACACGUAGAGCAGGAAGAUGUCGGAGCCCAUGGCGAUGAGCUUGCUGGAAGACUGGUGCCGGGGCAUGGGACUGGACAUCCACAGGUCCCUAUUGGUUACUGGCAUUCCUGAGCACUGUAGCCAUGCAGAAAUCGAGGAGACCCUGAAUGGGGUCCUCUUGCCACUGGGCACAUACCGUGUGGUCAACAAAAUUUUUUUGCGGCAGGAGAACGUCAAAGCUGCGCUUGUUGAGGUUAGCGAGGGUGUGAACCUGAGCUCUGUACCUCGCGAGUUCCCGGGGAAGGGUGGUGUCUGGAAAGUGGUCUGCAGAGACCCCACCCAGGACGCUGAGUUUUUAAAAAAUCUGAACGAAUUCCUGGAUGGCGAAGGGCGCACUUGGGAGGACGUGGUACGUCUCUUGAGGCUCAACCAGCAUCCAUCGUUCCCGAACCCAAACCAGCCCCCACCAAACUGGGCAGAAGCCAUGGGGCUGCUCCUGGGUGCCGUCAUACAGGUUAUCUUCUACAUGAAUGCAGAAAUGCGUAAUCGGGAGGAAGAAGCGAGGGCCGAGGAGGCCGAGCUGAUGGCGACUUGGGCGUCAACAGCAAGGAGAAUGGUAAAGAAGGAACCCGGACUGGGUGUAGAGGUGGGCUCGACUUUCAAGAUGGAGGACCGAAACUACUGGAAGACUGCAGAGGACCGUGGUGACUCUCCAAAACCUCCAUUUCGCCGGGCUGGAGGUAAGAUUCGCUCCAGGAGAAGGAAGCAGAAAAAAAAUCCUAAACAAGAACCAAUAUGCUGGAGAAAACCCCAAGGCAACAAUUACAAUAAGGCGAAUUUAGAAGGCGCUGAAGCUGCAUCUGCCCGAAACUCAGAGAUCCCGGAGUCUGUCAAGAACAACAAAAAACCCUUUGUGAAGCAGGAGGAGACAGUUUGGAAGAAGAAAAGAGUCUGGAAGGAUCCCAACGAUCUUCCUCGGCGUUCACGGGCCACAACAGAGGGCCCUGGGAAUCUGGAGGACUCAGAUCAAGAGGGUGGUCCUGAGAGCCCUCCAAAGAAGAAAGCCAUGACCUGGGCCACAAAUAAGAUCCCUGCCCCCAUGAAGAAGAAGAAGAAGAUGGGCAUGGGCUCCCUCUCUUAUGUUCUGAUUGAUUCUGAAGCUACCAAGAACACGCCCGUGAUUCCCAAGAAAGGGCCUGGUUCUAGAAGGGCCAUGUUGGUUCAAAGGCCUCCUCGGGGGCCCCAACCUGCUAAUGCACCUGCUAAUGCACCUGCUAAUGCACCUGCUAAUGCACAUGCUUCAGCUUCCAGUGCUCAGAAGACCAAGCCAGGAGGCUUCCCUCAUGUCUCCAAAGAUUCCAGAAAGCUAUGAUUUGGGGAACCCUGCACCUGAGGAGGUGGAAGAGCAUUGAGAAAGAAGUUUCAAGUUGGAAGCCGACUUUUUCUUUGUGGUUGAAUGAAACGUGACUUUGGACUCUGUAGGGGCCUGUUAAGUGUGUGUGCUCUGACCCGCACAGGUAACGGGUAUAAGGCCUAAGGAGGCGUGUGUGCCGUGGUAACUCUGUCUUUUCCUCAGUGGGAGCUUCUUUUCAUCUCUGCUCACCCUCAAAGGCAGAAGAGGUGAUAAGUAGCUUUGGAAAAUGCUAGAACAUUCUUUCCCUUUUACCCACAAGAGGGCUCUUGGUUAUGUUUACCCACAUUUAGCCUUUAUUUUCCUCUACCCUCUGCUUUUUCUUCUGGAGGCCCAGCCCACUUGUAGAGCCUGAAGUCCCGAAGGGCAAGGUGGCCAUUUUGUCCCUUGCGCUGUAAGCAUUCGGUAAGUCAGGCCUUGCUCUUCGAAGCUUGCUUUGUGUACUUCAGCUUCGGUCCUUCAGCAGCCUAGCCAGAAGUUGGUUAGGUCCCAAGAGUUAGUUCUGGAGAAAACCCAAAUAUCUACUUGCCCUUGAAUUCUUCAGAUUUCAGAAUCUUUAAAAAACAAAAAAACAAAAAACAAAACGGAGGGCAGGGGAGAUGGCUCAGAAGGAGAGAGGACUUGCAGUGUAAACACAAGGACCUAAAUUCUAAUCCUCAUGUAAAAAGGUCCUGCAUGGACGGAAUUCUAUUCUCUGAAUUUAGUGCCAUUAAGUCUGACCAUGCUGCCCUGCACCUCUGUGUGUGUGAAGGAGAGAGAAUGGUGUCUUCACCAUCUGUGGUUUCUAAGCUACAUCCUGGGGACUCUUUUUUUCAUGUUUAGCAGCACGAAAGAGAUGCUGGAGAUAUGACUCAACGAGAAAAGGGGCAGGGGCUUGCCACCAAGUUCGAGUCCCUGGGUUCAAUCCCCAACACCCACAUAAUGGAGAGAGAGAAGCAACACCCCUGAUCUCCACAAUUAUUUCAUGGGCACAAGUACGCCCCCAGGAAAUAAAUAUAAUAAAACAUUUUAACAUUCAGAAGAAGCAGCUAUGGUGACACGUGGCAUGUGGAGGUUGAGGCAGGAGAAUUGCUAUGAGUUCAAGGCCAGCUUGGGCUAUAGAGUGAGACCCUGCCUCAAAAUGAAUAAGUAAUUAAGAACAUUUUGUUUAAAGUGUAGAAAAAUGAAAACUCAACUGUGUUGUAAUCCAAAAUAUCUAAAAUAUUCCCUUGUGUGUAUAGGAUAACUGUAACUAGCCAUUGACUCUGUAUUUUGUAUAUAGUUGUAUUUUUCUGUGUAUGUGUGUGUCCAUCUGUGCAUGUGUGUGUAUGUGGAGGCAGAGGGUUACUUUGGGUGUCACUCCUCAGCCACCACCCACUUUUUUAUGAGACCCAGUCUCUCACUGUCCUGAAACUGGCUAGGAGGCUGGCGGGGCAGUGGACCCCAGGGAUGCCCUCCCCGCCCCAGAACUGGGGCUACAAGCCUGUGUUACAACGUUAACUUUUUGUUUGUGUUUGCACAGGUUUUGGGGAUCAAAAUCAGAUCCUUCCUCUUGCAACAUAGUUUUCUAAUGAGGUGUCGGGUGUGUGUGUGUGUGUGUGUCCCACUCUCUAAGUUUCUUGUAGGUGUGAACUUUGAGGAGAAAGGUCGGAAGGGAGUGGAAGGGAUCUGGUCCCCUGCAUGUCCUGUAACACAAUAUCCAAAAUGAGUCUGCACCUGUGUGUGUUUCGCUUUCCCGUUCAGCUGUGACAGCGAGGUCCCUUGCUAACCUGUGCUAACCUGGUACACAGCAGGCUUUCCGUCCUGGACUGCCAGCCCUCGUGAGUUUUCAUGCCCUUUUCCCCACUGCAGAUUUCUCGACCCAGAAACUGCGAUCAGUUGUUAAACAUUUGUCAGUGAAUCAGUCAGCCGCCAGCCGCUUUUCCUGUGAUAAUCCUUGAGACCCCUUCGUGGAAGUAGCUCAUUGAUACAACGAUCAGUGACUGUAAAUGUGUGAGUGUAAAAUAAAGUUGUG